AUGGUAGAUCCAAACGAACAAUCAACUGAUACAACUACAACAACCACAACCACAACGACUAAUGAUUCAACGACAUCUACAAAUCCAACUACUAUCACGAAUGAAUUAAGAAUGAGUGAUCUCGACUGUAAUAAUAACAAUAAUGAAAAUCAACCAGCUACUACUCUAUUCCCAGAGGUCACUCCUGUCAAUACUCAUCAAGAUCCGCUCCCAACUGAUCUCUUUCAGUCUAGCCUGGCAUCAUCUAAGCUCCCGAUCUCCUCUACCAUCGUUCCAGGCCAACCGGAUGGAAACCAGAUUUGUAUAUGGGUCUUGCUAGAUCAUAGAGUGAAGAGUCUGUUCUAA
Messenger RNA from Heterostelium album PN500, 345 nucleotides. RefSeq lists its product as uncharacterized. Lineage: Eukaryota; Evosea; Eumycetozoa; Acytosteliales; Acytosteliaceae. The coding region runs from base 1 to 345 and encodes 114 amino acids. The record is from RefSeq and is a predicted model, not a curated record. The transcript is spliced from 2 exons.